Camelina sativa (false flax) is the source of this 4237-nucleotide messenger RNA. Its product is annotated as putative disease resistance protein RPP1. Gene Ontology annotation, biological process: signal transduction; defense response. Gene Ontology annotation, molecular function: ADP binding; protein binding; ATP hydrolysis activity. Lineage: Eukaryota; Viridiplantae; Streptophyta; Magnoliopsida; Brassicales; Brassicaceae. The record is from RefSeq and is a predicted model, not a curated record.
UGUUCAUACUAAUUAAUAUGGCUUCUUCGUUUUUCUUUAUCAUUGUUGCUGUUGCAAUAGGCUUCUUCAUCCUUUUGAGAAAACUCAGAUUCCAUCAAGACAACCAAGAAAAUAACUCAUCUUCUUCAUCUCCUUCAUCAUCAUCUACAUCUUCUUUGUCUCCUUCAUCUGUUCCUUCUUCACCUUCUUUGUAUAGCACCUGGACGCACCAAGUCUUUCCCAGCUUCCGCGGGGAAGAUGUCCGUAGAGACUUUCUCAGUCACAUUCAGAUGGAAUUUCAAAGAAUGGGAAUCACUCCGUUCGCUGAUAAUGAGAUCAAAAGAGGGGAAUCCAUUGGUCCUGAGCUUAUUCGGGCUAUUAGAGGGUCUAAGAUCGCUAUUAUCUUGCUCUCUAGAAACUACGCUUCUUCAAAAUGGUGUCUUGACGAGCUUGUGGAGACUAUGAAGUGCAGAGAAGAGUUAGGUCAAACUGUGAUGGCCGUUUUUCAUAAAGUAGAUCCAUCUGAUGUCAAAAAGCUGACCGGAGAUUUUGGGAAAGUCUUUAGAAAAACUUGUGCCGGUAAAUCAAAGCAGGACAUUGGAAGAUGGAGACAAGCUUUGGCAGAAGUGGGCACAAUCGCCGGUUAUCAUUCAAGCAACUGGGAUAAUGAAGCAGUCAUGAUCAAGGAAAUUGCCACUGAUAUUUCGAACAUAUUGAUUAAUUCCACACCAUCAAGAGAUUUCGACGGGUUCGUUGGAAUGAGAGCUCAUUUGGAAAAGAUUGAACCAUUGUUAUGCCUACAGUCAGAUGAAGUGAGGAUGAUUGGGAUUUGGGGUCCUCCUGGGAUUGGGAAGACCACAAUUGCCAGAGUUGUAUACAACCAACUUUCCAACAGUUACCCGCUGAGUGUCUUUAUGGAGAACAUCAAAGCAACCUAUUCAAGACCAACCGGCUCCGAUGACUACAACGCAAAGUUGCAAUUACAACAACAGUUUAUGUCUCAAAUAACCAACCAUAUGGAUAUCAAGAUUCCUCAUUUAGGAGUUGCCCAGGAUAGGUUGAAAGACAAGAAAGUUCUUGUCGUUCUUGAUGGCGUAGACAAGUCUGUUCAACUUGAUGCUAUGGCGAAAGAAACUUGGUGGUUUGGUCCUGGGAGUCGUAUUAUCAUUACAACACAAGAUCACAGACUUCUCAGAGCACAUGGGAUUAACCAUAUUUACAAGGUGGAUUUUCCAGCAACUGAAGAGGCUCUUCAAAUCUUCUGCAUGUAUGCUUUUGGUCAAAAGUUUCCUAAAACUGGUUUUGAGGAGCUUGCUAGGAAAGUUACAUACCUUGCUGGUAACCUCCCUUUGGGGCUAAGAGUUAUGGGAUCCUACUUUAAGGGAAUGUCAAAGGAAGAGUGGAAAAAGUCACUACCAAGAUUAGAAACUAGCCUUGACGCUGAUAUUCAGAGCAUUUUGAAGUUCAGCUAUGACGCUUUAGAUGACGAAGAUAAAGAUUUAUUUCUUCAUAUAGCAUGUAUCUUUAACUACGAAGAGAUUAAGAUAGUGGAAGAGCAUCUUGCAAAGAAGUUUGUGGAAGUAAGGCAAAGACUUAAUGUCUUGGCUGAGAAAUCUCUCAUAUCUUUUAGCAAGUAUGGAUAUAUAGAGAUGCAUAGUUUGCUAGCAAAACUAGGUGGAGAAAUUGUUCGUAAACAAUCUAUUCAUGAGCCUGGACAGCGCCAGUUUUUGUUCGAUGAAGACGAGAUAUGUGAUGUGCUGAUUGGUGAUGCAGCAGGUAGUAAAAGUGUAAUAGGCAUAACUUUCUGCUACAGAAGCGAGGAAGAAUUCGAUCUAAGUGAGAGGAUUUUUGAAGGAAUAUCUAAUCUUCAGUUCUUAAGAUUCGAAGGUUACCGUGAUACAUUGCUACUAUCUCGCGGUCUGAACUAUCUUUCUCGCAAACUUCAAUUACUAGAUUGGGUAUAUUUUCCGAUGACAUGUUUGCCUUCUAUUGUGAACGUGGAGUUCCUUAUUGAACUAAAACUGAUGCACAGCAAGCUUGAAACAUUGUGGGAAGGAAUUAAACCGCUUCAAAAUCUCAGGCGGAUGGAUUUGAGUUUUUCUGAAAACUUGAAGGAGCUUCCUGAUCUCUCAACUGCCACUAAUCUUCGAGAAUUGAUUCUUUUUAAUUGCUCAAGUCUGAUCAGACUCCCUUCUUGUAUUGGGAAUGCCACCAAUCUCGAGAAUUUAGAUCUUCAUCGGUGCUCAAGUCUUGUGGAGCUUCCCUCUUUUGGGAAUGCCAUUAAUCUCCAAAAACUGGAUCUUAGCCAUUGCUCAAAUCUGUUGGAACUUCCAUCCUCUAUUGAGAAUGCCAUUAAUCUUGGGAAAUUGAAUCGUUUUAAUUGCUGGAGACUGAUCAAACUUCCCUCCUCUAUUGGGAAUGCCAUUAAUCUCCAAAAACUGGAUCUUGGCGAUUGCUCAGAUCUAUUGGAGCUCCCGUCUUCUAUUGGGAAUGCCAUUAAUCUUCGGGAAUUGGAUCUUAGUUAUUGCUGGAGACUGAUCAAACUUCCCUCUUUUGGGAAUGCCAUUAAUCUCCAAAAACUGGAUCUUCGUCGUUGCUCAAAUUUAUUGGAGCUCCCUUCCUCUAUUGGGAAUGCCACUAAUCUCAAAACAUUGGACCUUACUGAUUGCUCAUAUCUGGUGAAACUUCCUCUUUCUAUUGGAAACCUUCAGAAGUUGCAGGAAUUGGUUUUAAACGGAUGCUCUAAGCUAGAGGAUCUUCCCAGCAACGUCAAUUUGAAAUCUUUGGACAAACUUGCCCUCAAUGGUUGCUCGAUGGUGAAAAGGUUUCCGGAGAUCUCCACAAACGUUAGACUUCUCGAUCUCAGUGGAACCGCAAUAGAAGAAGUGCCUCCCUCGAUCAGGUCAUGGCCCCGUCUUGAUCACUUGCUGAUGUCAUACUUUGAAAACCUCAUGGAAUUCCCUCAUGCUCUUGACAUCAUUUCACAUCUGGACUUGAACGAUACAGAAACACAAGAUGUUCCUCCAUCGAUCAAGAGAAUCUCUGGUCUUAGGACGCUAAUGCUCAAGGGGUGCAGGAAGGUGGUAUCACUGCCUCAGAUUCCAGAAUCUUUAGAAGAGAUUGAUGCAGAAGACUGUGAGUCCUUGGAGAGACUAGAUUGCUCCUUCCACAAUCCAAAGAUUACUCUCAGCUUUGGUAAGUGCUUUAAACUGAAUCAAGAAGCAAGAGACCUCAUCAUCCAGACACCAAGUAGGCGAGCAGUCUUACCUGGUAGAGAAGUGCCUGCGUACUUCACUCACCGAGCAACUGGGGGUUCAUUGACAAUUAAGUUCAAUGAGAGGCCUCUUCCUAGAUACAUGAGAUUUAAGGCUUGCAUCUUGCUGGUUUAUAAUAAUGGUGACUAUGAGGCUCCUGAUGAAGAUAAUAAAUGGUUACAUAUUUCUUUCGGUGUUAGGUCUAUAACAAUGAGACAAUCUAUUUCCCCAUGCCUAACAGAGCAUCUGUACACAUUCGAGAUCGAAGCAACUGUAACUUCCAGCGAGCUUGUCAUUAAAUUCAACGUCGGUUGCGUCUGGAAGAUAGGAGGAUGCGGGUUACGUUCGGAAGUCCUUCAUGUUGUUGAUGGACACGAAUGAGAGCCUGAGCGGUACAGACUGUUGUGGAUUUGAGAAUAAAAAUAAAUGAUAGCUUGAAUUUUUAAUGUCAAUUAUGUUGUUACUUUGACAUACGAGAUCGGAGUUCACUUCUGCCUCAAAUGUAACUUCCAGCGAGCUUGUCUUUGAGUUCAACGUCGAAAGCCGUGACGACUGGAAGAUAGGAGGAUGCGGGUUACGUUUGGAAGUUCUUCAUGUUGUUGAUGGACACGAAAUAAAUGAUAUCUUGACUUUUUAAUGUCAAUUCUGUUGUUACUUUGAAAUACGAGAUCGGAGUCCACUUCUGCCUCAACCAUUCGAACGCCCAAAAAUCCUCUCGAAGAGCUCUUUGACUUCGACAGAAGCCGAGACGAAGACAAACCUGUUAUCUAUGGUUCACCCUUUUACUUCCUCAUUUUCUAUUUUACUUCAAAGUCGACCUCUUUGGCAAGUGUUUACUCCUCAUUUUGUCUCUGAUACUCUGAGAAUCAUUAAAAUGUGAUAUACUUCAAAGUCGACCUCUUAGCUUACUUGUUCCUUGUUCAUAGAGUGUACUUAAUUGAAAAAAUUUCACUGUGGCUUACAAUUGUAAUGUGGUUAUUCUGUUACCAAUUGCCUUUUCAGGA